Oryza sativa Japonica Group (Japanese rice) is the source of this 3308-nucleotide messenger RNA. NCBI's taxonomy places the organism in Eukaryota, Viridiplantae, Streptophyta, Magnoliopsida, Poales, Poaceae. The record is from RefSeq and is a predicted model, not a curated record.
ACGGGGGAGGAGGAGGACGCAGAAAUAGAAAGCGACCAAGAGCGGUCGCCACGCCAGAUUCUCUCUCUCUCUCUCUCCCCCUUUUCUCAUCUUCCUCGAGACGCCCCGCCCCGCGCCCCGCGCCUCGAUCCUCGCCUCCUCCCCGCAUUCACUCCCCCGAAACCCUCGCUCUCUCCCCCAUCCGCCGCCGCGGCCGCAAACGACGGCGGCGGCGAGGUUCGUCGGCGGGGAUUGUGGGGGGGGGGGAGAAGACGACGAGGGUUUUUUUUUUAUUUUUUUUUUCUGAUUAUCCCCCUCGCGCGGGGGGUUUUGGGCGAUGGGGAGGAGGAGCAAGCAGAAGGUGGAGGAUAUGGCCGAGGAGCUCUGCUUCGUCUGCAAGGACGGCGGCGACAUCCGCGUUUGCGACUUCAAGAACUGCCUCAAGGGUUAUCAUCCACACUGUGUGGGGAAGGAGGAAAGCUUCCUUGAUUCUGCCGAACAGUUCAUUUGUGAAUUGCACAAAUGUGUUAGCUGCAAAAGGAAUUCAGAAUAUCAUUGUUUGUGUUGUCCAAGUUCCUCUGUAUGCGGUGAAUGCCUUGGAAAAGUUGAAUUUGCACAAUUUAGGAAGCAGAGCCAGACCAAAGGAUUAUGCAAUAACUGUUUAAAGUUGGCAUUGUUUGUUGAGAAGAACUCUGAAGCUAAUUCUGAUGGGGAAACAGUUGAAUUCAGAUAUACGGAGAACUAUCUUGUUCUGUUUAAAGACUACUGGGAAACUAUUAAAGACAAUGAAGGCUUGGCAUUGAUUGAUUUGCAGCAAGCCAAUAUUUGUCUUAGAACAAGCUUAAGCUGUAAACAAGGAAGGGAUUCAGAGAAACCCCCAGAUGAAGAUUACAGGGCAGAUAAGAAUUCAUUGAGUGUUAAUGAUGGCGCUGAACAACCAUUCCCGGUUGAUGUAAAGGUCCAACCAAGUGAAGCAAAAAUGUCACUGAAGAGAAAGAAGUCAAACAAGAAAACAUAUGUCGGUUGGGGUUCAAAAGAGCUAAUUGAAUUCCUGUCAUGUAUUGGCAAGGAUACAACUAAACCUCUUGAUGAAUUUAUACUUACUGGAGUUGUUAAGGAGUACAUCCAGCAGAAGAAUCUAUUCAAGGACAGGAAAAGAAAAUCUGUCAUUUGUGAUGAUAAGCUUCAUUCUUUGUUCAGGAAAAGAAAAGUGAAGUCAAAUAUGAUUCUUAACUUGCUGGAAAUACAUCUUGCGGCAAAUGCUGCUUCAGAGGAUGAUUUUCUCGAUGAUUCUGAGGAUGAUGAAGGCCGAAUUAUGAGAAAAAGGCCUUGUAAUACUUUAAAGGCGGCAGAGACUUCUGAGAGGGAUCCAAAGAGAAACAAGAAAUGCUUUGCAGCUCUUAAUCACAAUAACUUAAAGUUAAUUUAUUUGAGAAGAACUCUAAUUAUGAAUCUUAUGGGCCAAGACACAUUUGAACAGAAAGUUGUUGGAAGUUUGGUUAGAGUCAAGAAUGAUGACAAUCAUUAUAGUUAUCAGAUGCCUAAAAAACACUACCAGCUUGGCCUAGUAACAGGCAUUAGGAAAUCUCCACAAGAAUACAAGAUAAAGGACAAACGUACAGAUAUUCUUUUAUGUGUUUCCAAUCUGUGGGAUGACAUCAAGAUCUCCAUGUUGUCUGAAGAGGACAUAGAGGAGGACGAGUGUAAUGAUCUCCUUCUGUUGGCUAAAAAAGGACUCUUCAAAAGACCUACUGUUGCUGAUUUAGAAGAGAAAGCUGCAAGUAUACAUGUGGACAUCGUGAAUCAUUGGAUUGAUAGAGAACUUAUGAGACUGGAAAAGGAGAUCGAAAGAGCACAUGAGAAGGGUUGGCGCCAAGAAUUGCAUGAACUAUUUAAUAAAAAAAGACUUCUAAGCACACAAGACGAAAGACAACGUCGUCUUGCAGAGGUCCCAGAAGCUAUUCCAGAUACAGAAGAGAGUAAAAGGGAUGAAUUUGGAGUUGCUGCAAGCAACCAUCUUGAAGAAAACAAAGGUGCAACAGGGCAUGUACCUAAUUCUGUGAAAGUUCUAAUGGAGGAUUCACGAGGUGCAACAGGGCAUAUAGCUGAUUCUGUGAAAGUACUUAUGGAGGGUUUACCAGGAGGUGCAACAGCACGAGUAGCUGAUGUUUUCAAUGUUGAUAUGGCUAAAUCACAAGAUGCAUCAGGGCAAGUAACUGAUUACUUGGAGGUUGUUGAAGAGGAAACUCCAGAAGAUGCAUCAGGACAAGUAGCUGAUAUCUUGGACGUUGUUGAAGAGGAACCUCCAGAAGAUGCAUCAGGACAAGUAGCUGAUAUCUUGGAGCUUGUUGAAGAGGAAACUUCAGAAGAUGCAUCAGGACAAGUAGCUAGUAUCUUGGAGGUUGUUGAAGAGGAAACUCCAGAAGCACCUGGUAAAGACCUUUGUAAUGGUGGCAUUCCUGGGUCUGGACUACAAAACAAAAUGCACAAUGCUCAAGAUGGUGGCACGGCUCAAGGCAGCGAUAUGUGCAAUGGCGGAAAUACCUCAAGGCGUCUCAAUGAUCGCAAGAGUGUUAUCGUUAUCGACUCAGACAGCGAUGAAGACGAGGAUCCUCACCCAGAGCAACAUGAACCAGAACGUGCUGCUCCUCGGGCAGCCAUGGACGUGGUCAUGGCUCCCACUCAUGGUGCUCCGGUAGCCAUGAAUGGGACUAGUGCUCCCACUCUUCCUUGUGCUAAGAGAGGCAAGAACGGGACUACCGCGCCUAAAGGCCGUGUUCCGGCUAUCGCUGCACUUCACGCACUGCAAUCCAUGAAUGCGCCAGGUGAGCAUGAAUACAUAUGGAAUUACGCGGAUCCUCAGGGGAAAGUGCAAGGGCCAUUCACAAUGGAGCAUAUGCGGAACUGGCACCGGAAUCGUUUCUUCCCUCCGGACUUCAGGGUGUGGAGAUUAGGCCAGACACAGAAUGAUUCCGUCCUGCUAACAGAGGCCAUGGGCCUGAAAUUUUCUUCUUGACCUAAAUAGGCUUUUUUUUUUUCGUUCCUUGCGUUAUUCAACAGUGUAGCUGAACCUUAAGCAGGCAUCGCUGAAGCUUGAGUUGAUGUAAAUGUUUAGUUUUGGUCAUAGGCGGUUCAGUGGAGAUCUUUUUUUUUUCUUUAGUGAUGUUUUAGCAGAUUGCAAUGUCUAGCAAAAUUUGCUAAACAAGGCAAACAGAAAUGGACAGUCGGUUUAGUGAUGUUUAGCAUAUUCCAAUGUCAGACGCUCAGAGCCCCAUCAAACAAACAGCAAUGGAUAUACUCCAGUACAUAAGUUUUCACAGUUAUUUAUA